This is a messenger RNA of Leptonychotes weddellii (Weddell seal), 935 nucleotides long. The record is from RefSeq and is a predicted model, not a curated record. Lineage: Eukaryota; Metazoa; Chordata; Mammalia; Carnivora; Phocidae.
UGCGGGGUGCUUGUUUUUCUGACGGACGGAAUACGGGUGCCGGCCGGGCUCUCGCGGAAGUCCAUGCGCCAUUGGGAGGGCCGCAGUGGCUGCUCUGUGCCCUUGUUGCCGAGGGCUUCUUCCUGGGUCAUUCCUGGAGCAAGGGCCGGACGGGGGCUGACACCCGGGCUGCCGCGUGGCCCUGUCGGCGCCUGUGUGACUUCCUCGCCGGCGGGAUGUGGCGACUACGCCGGGCCGCCGUGGCCUGUGAGGUCUGCCAAUCCUUAGUGAAACGUAGCUCUGGAAUCAAAGGAAGCUUACCACUACAAAAACUGCAUCUGGUUUCAAGAAGUAUUUAUCAUUCACAUCAUCCUACCUUAAAGCUUCAAAGACCCCAAUUCAGGACAUCAUUUCAUCAGUUCUCCUCUCUAACUAACCUUCCCUUACGUAAAUUGAAACUUUCUCCAAUUAAAUAUGGCUACCAGCCACGCAGGAAUUUUUGGCCAGCGAGAUUAGCUGCAAGACUCUUAAAACUUCGAUAUCUCAUACUAGGAUCUGCUGUUGGGGGUGGCUAUACAGCCAAAAAGACUUUUGAUCAGUGGAAAGAUAUGAUACCUGACCUUAGUGACUAUAAAUGGAUUGUACCUGACAUAGUGUGGGAGAUUGAUGAGUACAUCGAUUUAGAUUCACAGCCGUGGAAUUGUAGAAAAGCUGUGGUUUCAAGACCAUUGAUACCCAUUUCUGUCAGGGUGACAGACAAAGAGAAAAUUGACCAGCUUCAAGAAGAACUUCUGCAUACUCAGUUAAAGUACCAGAGGAUCUUGGAACGGUUAGAAAAAGAGAACAAAGAAUUAAGAAAAUUAGUAUUGCAGAAAGAUGACAAAGGCAUCCAUCACAGAAAACUUAAGGUGGAAGGGAUAGCAGUUGCUUUCCAUUUAAUUACUUCUUGGUGUUAG